Molecule: messenger RNA, 1089 nt
Organism: Mucor velutinosus
Lineage: Eukaryota; Fungi; Mucoromycota; Mucoromycetes; Mucorales; Mucoraceae
Product: MT-A70-domain-containing protein
Exons: 4
Coding region: 1-1089 (362 amino acids)
Biological process (GO): positive regulation of transcription by RNA polymerase II; negative regulation of DNA-templated transcription
Cellular component (GO): chromatin
Molecular function (GO): histone acetyltransferase activity; transcription coregulator activity
Source: RefSeq, a predicted model, not a curated record
AUGCCCAGAAGGCUGAGACACACCAUUGCCAUUGAGCAUCCUGUGAUGAAGAUUGUUGGUAGGAAAUCAGCAAGGGCAGCUAGCAAAAGAGGUGCAAUUCAGGCAUUCAAAAGCUGGUGUCGAUUCGCAGUAGAAAAGACAUGUCGCGAAAAGCCAAUGCGAAAGAUCAAAAAGAAAGCUGUGUCUAAGCGACGAUUGCCGCAAUGUCUCAAAACACAGCCAAAGCCUAUUGACUCGCUACGAUAUGAGUUUGCCUGUAAGAAGCUGACGGUCUCUCAGUCGUUGAGAUCAAACAGGAAGAAGAAGGAAAGUCGCCACAAGAUACAAUUUGGCAACUAUCUGAUAGACACUUGGUUUACAUCUCCUUAUCCAGCAGAGGUGUAUGCGCAAUCCAAGUUCUUUGUUUGCGAGUUUUGCUUUGUUUCUAUCAAAACGGUUGCUAUGGCUAAAAGACACAAGGACAAAUGCUGCAUAAAAUGUCCUCCUGGAAAUGAAAUUUACAGGCAAGGGAAUAUAUCCAUAUUUGAGGUGGAUGGCCACAAAAAUAAGAUGUACUGUUUGAAUUUAUGCCUAUUAGCCAAGCUAUUCCUUGAUCACAAGACGCUAUUCUACGAUGUAGAGCCUUUUUUAUUCUACAUCAUGACAGAGACAGAUCAAAACGGCUGUCAUUUUCGAAAAGGUUAUGGGCAAUAUUUGAUUGAUUUCAGUUACCUGUUGACAAAACGUGAGAGCAAAGUCGGCACGCCUGAGAAACCAUUGUCAGCUUUAGGCUCGCUAGGAUAUCAACGCUACUGGGAUUACACUGUUUUAAAGCACCUUACGUUUGAAGAACAUGAGCAAUGCCAAAGCAUAGAUGGGAUGACUCCUGACGAUAUCGUUGCUGCUUUACAGAGAAACAGCCUAUUAAGAUUGAGCGAUGGUCAGUACGAAUUACAUAUCAAUCAACAAGACAUUGAGCGACAAUUAGAAGAGAUCGAAUCAAAGAUAAAAUUGCGCAUCGACCCUACAAAGCUGAUGUGGACACCUCCCAGCUACAGUCAUGUUCAUCUGGAUACAUUGGAGGUCCUGGAUUAUUUGAGCAAUAUUUAA